AUGAAUAGUGAUGAUGAACUUUAUUGCGAACAAAUUGAAACAAAUAUAUGUGAUGAGAAUGAAUUUCGAUGUCGAAAUGGUCUUUGUAUUAAUCGUCAAUUUCUAUUUGAUGGUCAAGGUGAUUGUACUGAUCUAACCGAUGAACAAAGUCUACUUGUGAUUAAGAAAUAUCAUAAUUUUGAACAUUGCUUUGAACAAGCAACGUUUGAUUGUGACGAACAUUGGUGUGGACGUGAGAUGAUUUCAUGUGGUGACGGUGAAUGCAUUCCAUGGAAUCAACGAUUUUGGAAUGGAUUUGAUUGCAGUAACUUUUAUACGCAUGUAUACAAUUGUGAAUUAGAAGAGCGUGAUGCAAAAAGCAUCAAUUUCAGUAUUACUGACAAUUAUGGACGAUGUACAAUGAAUAUUACUGAAUUCAAUGCUAAUAAUGAUCCAUGUUUGUUAAUGAUCAAAUGUGCUGUUACCUUGCAUCCGUCUUGUCAAUCAAUUGGCAUGUUUUUCACUGAAGGAAAAGAUGCAUACGCAUAUGCAUGCGAAUUAUGUCAAAAUCGCACAUUAGUUGAUUAUGCUUCAGGAACCACUUUUUUGUCCCCGUUUAUACGCGCUUACUACACACCUAAACAAUUCGAAAUAUACAGUCCCGACUUUUUUUCGAAGAUGAAAGUUCGACAACCUGGUUUGCUCUGCUUAAUAGGCGAGCAUAUGUGUCGAGGUAUUAAAGUCAUUCAUAAUGGUUCAACAUGUUUUCAAUAUAAUGACAUAUUCGAGCAGAGUUAUCCAUUUUCACCAUAUGACUAUCUAUUUUGUCAAUCGGUUAAUCAUUCUGUCACUUAUUGUGUAAGCACUACUUUCUUCUAUCGUUGUCAAACAUCAGGUGAAUGUAUUUCGAAGCAUCGUUUAUUCGAUGGAUUUGUCGAUUGUUUCGAUGCAUCUGAUGAAAAUAAUACAGAAGCACUCAAUUCUCUAUUACCAUUAUUUAUGAAAGAUCGAUACAAUUGUUGGAUAAAGCAACAAAGUAAUUUAAGUCAAUGGAGUGGGAAUUGUAUUAAUCCUGAAUGGAAAUGCAAUAAAAUAUGGGAUUAUACUGAUGGAAGCGAUGAAUAUGACUGUAAUCGUACGAAAUCAUAUCCAAUACCUGAUUGUUUAUUGUUAGACAGCAACAAAAUAAUUCCAUUAAAUGCGACUAAUACGAUGGCUGGUAAUGGAAUUGUUGAGUGUUCUGGAGGUAUUGAUGAACGAGUAACAUUUUCAUGUAAUGAUGGAUUUCCACUCAAUGAACGAUUUCUUUGCAACGAUCAAAUCACAUGUUUAAAACCAAUGGAUCUAUGUAACCACAAUAUAGACUGUCCUACAGGCGAAGAUGAGAGUGAAUUUUGGUGUGGUCCAAGACCUUCUUUCAAUACAUCUGUUUGCAAAGCAAAAGAAUUCAAUUGUCUAGAACAAAAUGAUACUGGUCCUUGCAUACCAGACGAAGAUCGAUGUAAUGAUGAACGUAAGUCUUGUUUAAUCUUUCAUCGAGAUAAACAUAUGUGUAUACACCGACGAAAAUA
This is a messenger RNA of Rotaria sp. Silwood1, 1550 nucleotides long. The record is from the annotation of a GenBank genome assembly. NCBI's taxonomy places the organism in Eukaryota, Metazoa, Rotifera, Eurotatoria, Philodinida, Philodinidae.